Nycticebus coucang (slow loris) is the source of this 7548-nucleotide messenger RNA. RefSeq names its product myomesin 3 (gene MYOM3). NCBI's taxonomy places the organism in Eukaryota, Metazoa, Chordata, Mammalia, Primates, Lorisidae. Gene Ontology annotation, molecular function: protein binding. The transcript is spliced from 37 exons. Bases 174 to 4493 code for a protein of 1439 amino acids. The record is from RefSeq and is a predicted model, not a curated record.
GUACUGUCACAGUGCUGCUAUAUUUAAGACGGUGCAGGCUCCAGGAUCACAUUUUUCUCCCAGUCGCCGCUGAGCCAAGGGCAAGAAGAGACCCAGGACCCUCUCACCCCCUGGAAUCUUCUCCCCAGAGACUCCUAAGUGGGCAAGCUGCUUCUGUGGUUGCUCUUGUAGCUAUGACUCUGCCCCACAACCCCGGAAGUGUGGGGGACCCUCAGCCCCGCCAGGCCAUGGAGGUCCACAGGCUGGAACACCGGCAGGAGGAGGAGCAGAAGGAGCAGCGGGAGCAUAGCCUGCACAUGGGCUCCUCUGUGCGGAGGCGGACCUUCCGCAGCAGUGAGGAAGAGUACCAGUUCACGGCCGCCGACUAUGCCCUCGCUGCAGCCCUGGCUCUGACAGCCUCCUCCGAAUUGUCUUGGGAAGCCCAGCUGAGACGCCAGACCUCCACCGUGGAGCUGGAGGAGCGCGGGCAGAAGUGGGUGGGCUUCGGCAAUGACUGGGAAAAGACCGAGAUUGCUUUCCUGCGGACACACCGGAUGCUGCGCCAGAGGUGUGACCGGAAGGCGCUGAGACGGCGGAUGGAGGAGAAGGUCCAGGAGACCAAGGAGCUAAGGGAGCUGUGCUCAGGCCGGGGGCCAUGGUUCUGGAUACCUCUGCGCUCCCACGCUGUCUGGGAGCACGCCAAUGUCCUGCUGACCUGCACCAUCUAUGGCUCACCACCACCCCAGAUCACCUGGUACAAAAAUGACAUGCGAAUCGAUCCUCGCCUCUUUCCUGCUGGGAAGUACCGGAUCACCAACAACUACGGGCUGUUGACCCUGGAGAUUAGAAGAUGUACCCUUGAGGACUCAGCCACCUACACCGUGAGGGUGAAGAAUGCCUUCGGCCAAGCCUCCUCCUUCGCCAAAGUCCUCGUCCGCACUUACCUGGGGAAGGAUGCUGGCUUCGAUUCAGAGAUCUUUAAACGAUCGAUGUUUGGCCCUAAAGUGGAAUUCACAUCAAUGCUGAAGCCAAUCUUUGCCCGUGAGAAGGAGCCCUUCUGUCUGUCCUGCUUUUUUUCUGAAGAUGUGUUAGACGCUGAGCAGAACAUCCAGUGGUUCCAAGAUGGGAAGCUGCUGAGGUCCUUAGGUCGACGACAGGUUCUCUAUGAAAACUGCCAGGCGUCCCUGAAGGUGUUCUGCACCUACAAGGAGGAUGAGGGGCUCUACACAAUCCGGGUAUCCUCACCCCGUGGACCCCAGGAGCAGAGCACCUAUGUGCUUGUGAGAGAUGCUGCACCUGAAAAUCCAGGGGCCCCAGGGGCCCCACUGAAUGUUCAGUGCCUGGAUGUGGACAGGGACUGCCUCAUUCUGACCUGGGCCCCACCCAGUGACACCCGGGGCAGCCCCAUCACUGCCUACUCCAUCGAGAGGUGCCAGGGUGACUCCAAGGAAUGGGUGCCCUGCCAUGAGGCCCCUGGAGGGACCUGUCGGUGCCCAAUCCAAGGCCUUGUCGAAGGCCAGAGCUAUCGGUUCCGGGUGAGAGCCAUCAAUAGGGCAGGCAGGAGCCUCCCCUCCAAGGCCUCGGAAGCUGUUGUCAUGGGUGACCGUGAUGCAGCCCAGAGGAAGACAGAGAUCCCCUUUGAUCUGGGAAACAAGAUCACAGUCAGCAUGGACGACUUUGAAGAUGCUGUGACCAUCCCCUCACCCCCAACCAAUGUCCACGCCAGCGAGAUUCGAGAGGCCUACGCGGUUCUGGCUUGGGAGGAGCCGAAACCCCGGGGCAAAGCCCCACUGACCUAUUCCCUGGAGAAGUCAGUCAUAGGAAGUGGCAUCUGGGAGGCCAUCCACUCAGAAAGCCCUGUGAAAUCUCCGAGAUUCGCCCUUAUGGAUCUGGAGAAAGGGAAGUCGUAUGUCUUCAGAGUGCGGGCAAUGAACCAGUAUGGUCUGAGCGAUCCCUCGGAGCCCAGCGAGCCUAUCGCCCUGAAGGGCAAGCCAGCUACCCUCCCCCCUCCAGCUCAAGUUCAAGCUCUCCGAGACACACAGACCUCUGUCUCCCUGAUCUGGGAUCCUGUGAAAGGCGGCCCAGAGCUCCUGGGUUAUUAUAUCUACUCCCGGGAGGCAGGAUCAUCUGAGUGGCAAACAGUUAACAACAAACCCAUCCAGGACAACAAGUUCACGGUUCCUGGGCUGAAGACGGGGAAAGAGUAUGAGUUUUGUGUCAGGUCGGUCAGCGAGGCCGGGGUAGGUGAGAGCUCAGCCGCCACAGAACCCAUCAGGGUGAAACAGGCCCUGGCUACCCCAUCCGCCCCAUAUGACUUUGCUCUCCUGAACUGCGGGAAGAAUGAAAUGGUCAUCGGGUGGAAACCCCCCAGGCGUCGUGGAGGUGGCAAAAUCUUGGGCUACUUCCUGGACCAGCACGACUCUGAGGAGCUGGACUGGCACGCGGUCAACCAGCAGCCGGUCCCCACCCGGGUCUGCAAGGUCAGUGACCUUCGAGAAGGCCACUUCUAUGAGUUCCGUGCCCGAGCAGUAAACUGGGCAGGGGUUGGCGAGCUGUCAGCACCCAGCAGCCUGUUUGAGUGCAAGGAGUGGACGAUGCCCCAACCAGGUCCCCCAUAUGACGUGCGGGCAACCGAGGUGCGGGCCACCUCCCUGAUGCUACAGUGGGAGCCCCCGCUCUACACGGGGGCUGGGCCGGUCACAGGUUACCAUAUCAGCUUCCAUGAGGAAGGCUCUAAGCAGUGGAAGCCAGUCACUUCAGACCCCAUCUCUGGCACCCACCUAAGGGUUUCUGACUUGCAGCCAGGAAAGAGUUACGUGUUCCAGGUGCAGGCCAUGAACUCAGCAGGUCUGGGGCAGCCGUCUCUGCCCACCGAUCCUGUGCUCCUGCAGGACAAGCCAGAAGCCCGGGAGAUUGAGGUCGGUGUGGACGAAGAGGGCUUUAUCUACUUGGCUUUCGAAGCCCCGGAAGCUCCUGACUCCUCAGAGUUUCAGUGGUCCAAAGACUACAAGGGUCCACCAGACCCCCAGAGGGUCAAGAUUGAGGAUAAAGAUAACAAGUCCAAGGUCAUCCUGAAGGAACCUGGCCUUGAGGACUUGGGCACCUACUCAGUGGUGGUGACUGAUGCUGAUGAAGACAUCUCAGCAAGCCACACGCUGACUGAGGAAGAGCUAGAGAAGCUGAAGAAGUUGAGUCAGGAGAUCAGAAACCCAGUGAUCAAACUCAUCUCCGGCUGGAACGUUGACAUCCUUGAGCGAGGAGAGGUGCGGCUUUGGCUGGAAGUCGAAAAGUUAUCUCCAGCAGCUGAGCUGCAUCUAAUCUUCAACCAGAAGGAGAUCUUCAGCUCCCCGAACCGCAAAAUCAAUUUUGACCGAGAGAAAGGCCUGGUGGAAGUGAUCAUGGAGAACUUUUCAGAGGCAGACAAAGGAUCAUAUACAGCUCAGCUCCAAGAUGGAAAAGCUAAAAACCAGAUCACCUUGACUCUGGUGGAUGACGAUUUUGACCAACUUCUGAGGAAGGCAGAUGCUAAGAGAAGAGACUGGAAGAGAAAACAGGGUCCCUAUUUCCAGGAGCCUUUGCAGUGGAAGGUCACUGAGGACUGCCAAGUGCAGCUGACCUGCAAGGUGACCAAUACCAAGAAGGAGACUCGCUUUCAGUGGUUCUUCCAGAGGAUGGAGGUGCCAGAGGGUCAGUAUGACCCGCAGAGUGGAGAAGGACUUCUCUGCUUCGAAGAGUUUUCCAAAAAAGACAAAGGAAUUUACAGAGCGGUGGUUUCUGACGAGCGAGGGGAAGACGACACCAUACUGGACCUCACAGGGGAAGCGCUGGACACAGUCUUCACCGAGCUGGGCAGGAUUGGGGCCCUCUCUGCCACCCCACUGAAAAUCCAGGGUACUGAGGAAGGGAUCCGGAUCUUCAGCAAGGUCAAGUACUACAACGUGGAGUACAUGAAAAGCACAUGGUUCCACAAAGACAAACGCCUCGAGAGUGGUGAUCGGAUAAGGGCAGGCACCACCCUGGAUGACAUCUGGCUCCACAUCCUGGACCCCAAAGACUCAGACAAGGGCAAAUACACUUUGGAAAUAGCUGCCGGGAAGGACGUCCGUCAGCUCUCGACAGAUCUCUCGGGGCAAGCUUUCGAUGACGCCCUCGCUGAACAUCAGAGACUGAAAGCCCUGGCAAUCAUUGAGAAGAAUCGUGCCAAAGUGGUGAGGGGCCUGCCGGACGUGGCCACAAUCAUGGAGGAUAAGACCCUGUGCCUGACCUGUGUCAUCUCUGGAGACCCUACCCCUGAAAUCUCUUGGCUGAAGAAUGACCAGCCCGUCACCUUCCAUGACCGCUACCAAAUGGAAGUGAGGGGAACAGAGGUCACCAUCACCAUUCAGAGGGUCAACAGCGAGGACAGCGGGCGCUAUGGUGUCUUUGUCAAGAACAAGUAUGGUUCUGAGACGGGCCAGGUCACCAUCAGUGUGUUCAAGCACGGAGAAGAGCCCAAGGAGCUGGAGAAGAUGUGACAGUGUCCAGGCACAGCCUGAGGCUGGACUCCAUAGACCAGUGGGGCCAAUUGGGGGGUCACAGCCUGGCAUGGGCCAUGGGGGCAGGGCAAAAAGGAAGGGUACGGGGGGAACCCAGGAUAUGAGGAUGGGAUACAGUGGCCACACCUAAGUGGAGAAGAAAGAUCUUGCUGGGGUCCUGAGAGGCCCCCAGGAGAGCAGGGUGAGCACUGGACUUGGAAUAGGCGACCUAGAUGUAUUUCUGUGUCUACUGGCACUUAGCAGGUCGGGGCAAUGUACAUUGCUAAACGCUGGGACUUCCUUCCAUGCAGAAUUAAUGAGCAGAUUCCAGAUGUCAGCAGUGCUGAUGAGCCCUGCCAUAAACUUAUAUAUGACACCCCUCUUUUAGGAUACUAAAGUUUCAAUUUGUGUAAGUUCAGCAGACAUUCAUUUGAAGUCUAGCAUGGGCUGGGCUGAGGAUGGCACUGGGAAUACAAAGGUAAUUAAUAUGCAGGCCCUGCCCACAAGGAGGUCUCAGUCCAAUAGGAGAGACAGCCUGGGUGCAAAAGACUCCAGGACAAGGCAGGAUAUGAUAAAGAUUAUGAAACAGGUCCAAGUAAGGUGCCACCGGCGGUCAGAGGAGGAAGACAGAGGGUCCUCCCAAAAGGAGGAGGAGGGCUUUAAAACACCUUCACACAAUUGGCAGAAUGAGUGUCGGGCUCUGAAAGUCAGUCUGAUUUGGCAGCGUAAUGGGAGAAGGGCAUUUCAGGAGCAGGGUAUGGUGGUGGCGAAGGCAAAGAGAAGGGUGAGGUGGCGUUGUGUGCCAGGCUUGGAGCCGAUAACCCUCAGGGCUGCUUCUAGGAUGGGGCCUCUGGCCCAAGUGACAGCCACUGAUUGGCCUUGUUUGAUGGAUCUCAGUACUUCUCUGCCCUCCAGUUACCUUCUUUUUAAAAAUAGAAUGGGAAGGGAUUAUAAAAUUUUGAUGCUUGUUGUAAAAUUUUGGAAAACACUAGAAAUGAUAGAGAAAAUAAAACUAAUUUAUACUCCCAACACCGGGAAGUAAUACCUGCCCCUGAUUUCUAAAGGGACUUCUAAACUGAAGGAUAAAAUGAAUCACUCCUGCCCCCACCACCUCUGCACACAUCAGGGCAUACUGGGUGACUAAUAUCCCCCCAGCGUCUCGUGUCCCAGGCUAUGUGGUGUGGUCAGGCCAGGUGUUCAGUAAAACUGGCUAGACUUUGGGGAAACGUGCAGGUCUUGGAGGCAAACUUCUCUGGCCUGAAACACCCCUUUGCCACACACUGUCUGUGUGAUCUUACAUAAUACUUUUCCUUUCUCUGGGCCUCAGUUUCCCACGUGUAAAAUCAGAAGGCUGAAAGAUCAUUUUGAGUGCCCUUCCAGCUGAUACUAUGAUUUUUUAAUACUACCCAGAACUCUGUUCUCCUUUACUUUUCUCUUCCCAGGGAUAUAUAUGUAGGAAAUAAAAAGAAUCCAUUCUAUCCCACCCUCUCAUUUUCACACUUACAGUUUCAGAAGAAAGUCUUGGCUUCUUCUGUGUGUCAAUGAAAAAUGUCACAAAUUUCAAUGAAAUUGGAAAAACCUGUUGGCUCUGAUGAAAAUUGGUGUGAGCGCCCCCUGUUGGUGAAGAUUUCAUUUACGCUCUAAGAAGAAGCUCCAUCAUGGGGCUGGGGUUGCUAUGAGUUUCAUGAUUGGUGACAAGCUAGUUUGGGGGCAGGAGCUGGUCCCUGUUCUGCUACAUUAGCGUUCUUAACAUUUUCUUUCUUUCUUUUUUUUUUUUUUGUAGACUCUGUUUCACUUUAUAGCUCUCAGUAGAGUGCCAUGGCAUCACACAGCUCACAACAACCUCCAACUCCUGGGCUUAAGCAAUUCUCUUGCCUCAGCCUCCCGAGUAGCUGGGACUACAGGCGCCCGCCACAACACCCGGCUAUUUUUUUGUUGCAGUUCGGCCGGGGCCGGGUUUGAACCCGCCACCCUCGGCAUAUGGGGCUGGUGCCUUACCAACUGAGCCCCAGGUGCCGCCCGCGUUCUUAACAUUGUAAUCAUAGACUUUUUUUUUUUUUUUUUUGAGACAGAGUUUUAUUCUGUUGCCCUCAGCAGAGCACUGUGCUGUCACAGCUCACAGCAACCUCAAACUCUUGGGCUCAAGUGAUUCUCUUGCCUCAGCCUCCCAAGCAGCUGGGACUACAGAGACCUGCCACAAUACCCAGCUAUUUUUAGAGACGGGGUCUUGCUCUUGCUCAGUCCGCUCUCAAACUCCUGAGCUCAGGCAAUUUACUCACUUCAGCCUCCCAGAGUCUUAGGAUUACAGGCAUGAGCCACCAUGCCAGGCCCAAUCAUAGGCUUUUUUUAAAUUCCUGCUCUGACAGUUCCAAUAUCCUGGAAUAUCUGAUUCUGGAUAUGAUGCUUGCUCUAUGUCUUCAAACUGUGUUUUUGCCUUUUAGUGUGCCUUGUAAUUUAUUGUUAAAAGGUGACCAUGGCAUCCAGGCAAAGGGAACUGCAGCCAAUAGGCCUUUAGGGAUGGGACGGUGAGGUGCUGAGAGAAGGGAAGUUCUACAGUCUAUAAUUAGGUCUCAGUCUUUCAUGAGCUUGUACCUCAGACUUCACAAGUGCUUCUCAGGUUUUUUCUUUUUUCCCCCCUUUGGUGGGACAGGUUGACUAGAAGCCUGGAGUUGGGUAAUUUCCCUUUUCACAUUUGUGGCAAGACUUUGGUAAAACCUCAUCUGAUUAGGCUCUGAUAAAAUAGUUUCUCCUGAGGUCAGGCUUUGUUAAGAAGAAUAGAAUGUUCAGGUGUAUUUUAAGAUGAUUCUUUGUAUCCUCUUCUGCUAGAAGCCAGAGAGGAUUUUUCUCUGAUCUUCAUUAUAAGAAUUCGGUCCAGCUCCUAGAAGUAAAACUCACAAAAGUGGGUGGUUGGGGGGCCUGUUGACUGGGUCCCCUGGAGUUUUCAUCUGUCAGACUUGACCACAAGGGUGUUAAAAUCUCCAACUAAUAUGGAACUGGAGGAAAUCAAGUUGCUCAUGUCUGUUAGAGUUUCUCUUAUAAAUUGAGGUGCAUUUUG